GAAGAGAUCUCGACCAUCUUCGUGGUCGGAUUUCCGGAAGACAUGCAUGAAAGAGAAUUUCAAAACAUGUUCAUCUUCUCAUCCGGAUUUGAAGCUGCAACUCUCAAAAUUGGAUUCGCCAAGUUCCGUACUCGUCAAGCAGCAUUGGAAGCACGCGAUACCUUGAGUGGGCGUAGGGUAGACGCUGAAAAGGGAUCGGUACUCAAGGCAGAGAUGGCAAAGAAGAACCUCCACACGAAGCGUGGAUUAUCCAAUGAGCAGCAAGGACAGCUUAUUUUGGCACAGUCACUGCAGGCGACACAGCCAUCUCAAACACCGCCACCUGUUCCUGUGCCUGCACCCACGAACUCGUACCCCAUGCUGGCAUCAAAACGAUUCUCUCUCGCCCCACCCGGCAAUUCUGCUGCCUAUGAGGCCUUUUACUCUAGUCAUCUAAUGUCACCGCCACCAAAUGUUACCUCGCCAACCACACACCGUGUAUUUAAUAUGAUCGGAAGCAUGAAUCCAUCUGAUCAGAACCCACCAUGCAACACUCUUUACGUCGGAAAUCUUCCACCCAAUACCAACGAAGAUGAAUUGAAGAUAUUGUUCUCAAAGUGUUCUGGUUACAAGAGAAUGUCUUUCCGCAACAAAUCAAACGGACCAAUGUGCUUUGUUGAGUUUGAUGAUGUUCAAUGUGCAACCCAAGCCCUCCAGGAUCUUCAUGGAAAUAUGCUGUCCAACUCUGUAAAGGGCGGCAUUCGUCUAUCUUUUAGCAAAAAUCCA
This is a messenger RNA of Phycomyces blakesleeanus NRRL 1555(-), 765 nucleotides long. RefSeq lists its product as hypothetical. Lineage: Eukaryota; Fungi; Mucoromycota; Mucoromycetes; Mucorales; Phycomycetaceae. The transcript is spliced from 3 exons. Gene Ontology annotation, molecular function: mRNA binding. The annotation marks the transcript as partial. The record is from RefSeq and is a predicted model, not a curated record.